AUGGUCGACGCCAUGAUGACUGACGCGCCUGCGAUUGAUUCCGACGCACCCUUCUCUCUUCGGCCCCGGUUUAAAAUCUCCGAUCUGCCCUUGGUCAAAGAGCAACGCUCCACCAUCGACGCCCUCCUCCUGAAAUUCAAGAAACAAGGCGGCUAUGACUCCCUCCGCAAGCAAGUCUGGGCGAGCUACAACACGUCGGACGCGAAGACCGCGUUGACGGAUCAGAUUCACACCAUUGCGGAGCAGGAGAUCGAGAAGGACUCCAAGCUUUUGAGCAGGGAGAGGGGCAAGGCCGCUACGCUCAUUCAAGGUGCCGUGGAGAGGAGUGGGAUCUACGCAGACGUGGAGAGUCGUAUUGAUGUCGAGAUUGCAAAGCAUCUGAGCACGGUGCUGGAUGCGGUGCGGGAUAUCCGACGCGGAGAUGUUGGGGUCGAGGUCGCCGCCGAGGAGGAACAGAGGGGCGGCAAGAGUGACGAACAAUACUCGCAGGAAACACAGAAUCGGGCUGCCGAACGAGAGAGGAAUAGGUCCAGGAUGGAGCAACUGCUUCGGGAAACGGCGGAGCUGAAGGCCAAGAUCAAGGCGCAGGAGGAGAAGAAGCGCAAGGAGGAAGAAGCCAAGUGGGAGGAAGAAGAGAGGAAGAAACGCGAGGCCGAGGCGGAGGAGAGGAGAAUUGCGAGAGAGAAGAGGAGAAAGGAAGAGGAAGAAAAAGAGGCCGAACGCGUCAAGGCUCGAGACGAACGACAUAGGAAACGCGAGGAGGAGAGACGGGAAAGACAUGCUCGAUACGAAAGAGAGCGAGACAGGGAACGGGACCGCGACAGAGACCGAGAUCGCGACCACGGCCGUGACCGUGAUCGUGAGGUUGAGCGGGACCGCAGUCGAGAUCGCGACCGUGAGAGGGAGCGCAGACGAAGCACUGAUCGCCGCGGUUCAAUCACAGAGUCAGCCGCUGCGACCACCACCACCAAAGACGUGGCACAGGCGGACGAGAAGGAUCUGGAAGCUACGGCGCUUGAGCUACUCCUCAGCGAAGGCAAGAAAAUGGCCGCAAAGGCUAAAGAGCGACCUGCGUAUGAUUUUGAAAAGUCCGAACUCCACAAUAAUCUCGAGACAGCCACAGACGCCGAAGCAGAUCUCGGGAACCCCGAUCGUUUGUUCAAGAAAGGGAGAAAGACAGGUCCCGUGAUAGGAGGUCCUCUGUCGUUCAAGAAAAAGAGAAAACUAGGUCCCGCGAUAGGAGGUCUUCUGUUGUCCAAGAAAAGGAGAAGGUCAAGUCUGAUACGCCUCACGCCAGAAGCCCAAGCAGAGACCGUGAAGAGGGCGAGGCACGCAGUCGACAGGCUUCUCCAUCGCCAACCCAGGAAAAGCGAACGACUAGGGACACUCGGGAGAGGCGGCCUCGGUCCGCAUCACCAUUGGGCAUCGACCGAUACGUUCCUGGCGGAGGGACUCAUCGGACGGAGGAAGAGCGCGAGCGUGAUCGACAGAGGCGUCAUUUGCGAGACUCUGAAAAGGACUCACGCAGAAAAUACGACAGUCACCGGAGUGAUCGGGAGGCCGGUGAACGUGAUAAAGAUAGGGACCGUGAGAAGGAUCGAGCCGAGACUGAUCGUGAUCGGGACAGGGACCGGGAUCGAGACCGCGAUCGAGGCACUCGUGACCGGGAGAGCCGUCGAGACCGAAGCCGUGAACGGGACAGGUCUCGGGACCGUGACAGGGACAGGGAGAGAUACCGGGAGCAACAGCGAGAUCGUGGCGACCGCGACCGCGAUCGAGAACGCGAUCGUGACCGAAGUCGAGACCGAGAUCGCGAGAGAAAGAGGUCACCGUCUCGAGAUCGAGAUCGGGAUCGUGACCGUGACCGUGACCGCGACCGCGAGCGAGACAGGAGAGAUCGAAGCCGCCGGCGCGAUGACCGAAGGGACGACAGACGAGAUGACCGAAGAGAUGACCGGAAGGACGACCGUCGUGAUGAUCGAAGAGCUGACAGGAAAGAUGAUCGUCAUGAUGACCGAAGAGACGACAGGAAAGAUGACCGGCGUGAUCGUGAUGAUCGCCGUGACCGUGAUGACCGCCGACGAGAGCGCGACCGAGCUGGCGACGCUGGUCGAGACCGCGACCGCGACCGCGACUCUGUCAAAAUCGACCGAUAUGUCCCAGGACGUUAAAGAGGGCUUUCCACCGAACAGGUGGCACGUUGUUGCUGGUAUUUACACAGAGAUACGAAGCACCUCAUCCCACGGUCAAUGCGCGUAUCGGUCCAGGUCGACCCAUUGCCGCUGA
Molecule: messenger RNA, 2286 nt
Organism: Cladophialophora yegresii CBS 114405
Lineage: Eukaryota; Fungi; Ascomycota; Eurotiomycetes; Chaetothyriales; Herpotrichiellaceae
Exons: 2
Coding region: 1-2286 (761 amino acids)
Source: RefSeq, a predicted model, not a curated record